GUCUCAGAGCCAUUUUCCCAGGACACUGAUCUUUUACGCCAUCUGUCGCGUGAUCUCGUGAAGUGGCGUGACAAAAUAUCUCGCGAGCCCACCAUACGUCAGCAGUGUACGUGUUUUGAAAAAAAUCAAGAUGGCGGAGUACUUUGACGAAGUUGUGCUUGAUGCGGAGGACUUGGAAAAACUCUUUGAAGCUGCAACAGAAUUUGUUCGAACUAUAAAGAAUUUAAGCGAUGAGAAAAAAUUGACUUUUUAUGCUCUUUACAAACAGGCUAAAGAAGGACCAUGCAAUACAUCAAGACCAGGGUUUUGGGAUAUGAUAGGAAAAGCCAAGUGGGACUCUUGGAAAAAACUUGGAGACAUGUCAAAGCAAGAAGCACUAGAACGUUAUAUACAGGAACUUUUUGAAACAGACCCUGAAUGGGAAGCAAAAUAUGCUGUCACUGAUGACUUGACCCCAAAGGAAACUGAAAAACCAGUUCACAAACAGACAAUGGGUCUUGCUGUUAGCACACUCAGAGGAAAUGAGGAUGAUGUCAUUAGUGAUGCUAACAAGUCAGUGUUUGAUUGGUGCAAGGAGGGUAACGUUAAAAGGAUGGAUGUUCUUCUGAACAAAGGGGAGAACAUUAACACAAAGGAUGAGCAGGGUAUGACUUUACUCCACUGGGCCUGUGACAGAGGCCAUGAGGAGGUUGUAACAUAUCUAAUAAAAAACAAGGCUGAGGUUAAUAUACAGGAUGCUGAUGGUCAGACACCUCUACACUAUGCUGCCACCUGUGAUUUUCUGUCAAUAGUAAAAGAACUCUUACAAUGUGGAGGAGAUUCUACAAUUAUCGACAGUGAUGGCUGUCGCCCAGCUGAUGUUGCAGAAAAUUCAGAAUUAAAAGAACUUCUGAAUAUUUAAAAAAUGCAAGUUUUUAA
Messenger RNA from Pocillopora verrucosa, 918 nucleotides. Its product is annotated as acyl-CoA-binding domain-containing protein 6. NCBI's taxonomy places the organism in Eukaryota, Metazoa, Cnidaria, Anthozoa, Scleractinia, Pocilloporidae. The record is from RefSeq and is a predicted model, not a curated record. Gene Ontology annotation, molecular function: fatty-acyl-CoA binding; protein binding.